AUGUCAAUCCCAAAUCGUUAUUCCGAGGAAGAGGCGGAUGGGCGUCGCAGCUCUGACGAGAAGGGCAACGCCUCCAGCUCCAGCGCCACCACGUUGCUGCUGGACGAUGCCGAGUUCGCCAAGUGGAAGCAGAGACGCGGUUGGGGCCUGGGAGUGGACUAUCUCGAUGCAUCAGACGGGCAGCGUCGUCGUCGAGGUCGAUGCAAUCACCUGACUGCUCUACUGCUGCUCGUCUCUGCAUGUCUCAACGUGUACCUGGCGUUUGGCCGCCCGCCGCGCGUACUCACGGUGCACGACAUCGAUGUGGGAUGCGGCGGCUUUCCUCUCGGGACUGAUCCCUCUGGCUACGUCCCACGUGACACCGGCUAUCCGCUUCGUUGGACCAAGUGGGACGAGAACGACCAGUUCUACAUUUCGCCCAAAACCUUUGACAGUUGGGAGAACAUACAAGAGUCGGCAGCGCGCCUGAGAGCAGUCCACAACGACGUGUUUGUUCACUCCAAUGGCCAAAAGGCAACCUACCUCGCCUACGAUGGCGUGCGUAAGGAAUUGCCUCCCGAAGCCGGCCAGUUUGGCCUGGAGCUGUACGGCAUCCAAGCCUUCCAUCAGAUUCACUGCGUGUACGUCCUCCUCGAGUCCGUCGGCUGGGCAAGGCACAACCGUCCCUCGCAGUGGGACGGCGAUCACAUCGCCCACUGCCUCAACACGCUGACGCAGGCGGCGACCUGCCUCGCCGACUCGCGUCCCUUCGCCUACGUCGUGCCGGGCGGCCACCGCACCGAUGGCCAGCAGAACUGGUGCCGCGACUUCGGUGCCCUGGUGGACUGGGUCAACGACCCGGUGCGCGACCACAACUUCCACUACGAGCUGGACUCGAAUGAUACAGACCACUUCAUGCCCAUCUACCGCAACGGUUCCAUUGCGGGGAAGUCGGUUGACAAGACAGUCUGGUGA
Colletotrichum destructivum is the source of this 954-nucleotide messenger RNA. Its product is annotated as Putative mycotoxin biosynthesis protein UstYa. The coding region runs from base 1 to 954 and encodes 317 amino acids. The record is from RefSeq and is a predicted model, not a curated record. The transcript is spliced from 4 exons. NCBI's taxonomy places the organism in Eukaryota, Fungi, Ascomycota, Sordariomycetes, Glomerellales, Glomerellaceae. Gene Ontology annotation, biological process: mycotoxin biosynthetic process.